This is a messenger RNA of Nanorana parkeri, 767 nucleotides long. RefSeq names its product PERP, TP53 apoptosis effector (gene PERP). The record is from RefSeq and is a predicted model, not a curated record. The transcript is spliced from 3 exons. Lineage: Eukaryota; Metazoa; Chordata; Amphibia; Anura; Dicroglossidae. Gene Ontology annotation, cellular component: cell-cell junction; membrane. Gene Ontology annotation, biological process: cell-cell adhesion. The coding region runs from base 104 to 652 and encodes 182 amino acids.
GCUCUCUCUUCUGCACUCUGUUCACUCACUCACACCGAGCAAGACCAGGAGCCGAGCUCUCCUCACCUCAUAUACUCUACAAUACGCACUACAAGCCUGCACCAUGUUCAAGUGUGGCAUCGCCUAUCCCAGGUGUAAAUGGAUCCUGCCCCUUCUCCUGCUCUGCGCCAUCAUCUUCGAUAUCAUCGCCUUGGCUGGCAAGGGCUGGGUGGAGACUGAGUCCGGCAGAGAAUAUGCCUCCCUCUGGGAAAGCUGCAGGACCACCACCAACACAUGUACUUCUAUUAUGGACUAUGCCUGGGGUAAAGCAACAGCUGCACUUCUGAUUAUUGGAUUCAUCAUCCUUAUCGUGUGCUUCAUUAUCUCCUUUGUUGCUCUGUGUUCACCAGUUCUUUCCCUGUUGAGAAUCAUUGGAUUUCUUCUCUUCCUGGCCGUUGUUUUGCAGAUUAUUGCACUGGUCAUCUACCCUGUCAAAUACACCUCAGACUUGGCAGUGCAGAUUGAAAACUACCUGUACAGCUGGACCUAUGGCUUUGGUUGGGGCAGCACAAUCAUCAUGUUCGGCUGUGGAAUCUUCUUCUGCUGCCUCCCCAACUUUGAGGAUGAACUUCUGGGCAACGUCAAGACCAAAUACUUCUACACAUCAUCCUAAAUUUAAGGACUGAGACUGUUUGGUUUUUCCCUUUGCCAUAUUACAAUAGACUGUUCUAUGAUGCGUUUCUCCAGUUUAUCAAGCACAUUUUAUUUGAUUAGGUUAUACUUGUAGU